CAUUGUUUGUUUUAAACAAUAUUUCGUGGUCCGGAUGAGCACAUUGUUUGUUUUAAUCCGGGUCUUAACAUUUGUAAAGUGUCAUUGUCUUCGUGGAAUGUGAUUAACAAUUAUUUUCAACUUAAAAACAAAUCGAACUUUUUCAGAUCGCAUACACUUUGCGACACGAUUAAAAUAUCUAAAGACAAAAUUGAGCAUUGAGUUUGUUUAUAUUCAUUUACGGUGUACAAAUGUUAUAAUUACGGAUCGCAUUAUUCAUGGACUUACCGAUGCGUAUAGAGAUAAUACUCCGCUUCACAAUAAUAGUUUGGGCUAAUUAAUCGUGCUAACAUUUCCUAAUUCUAUUCUUAACAGCGUAAAGAAAAUAUAGCUAGAUAUUAUAGCGAAUGUGCAGUGAAUAGGAUUUUAUAUCAAUUUUAGAAAUACAGUUUGCAUGAUAAGAAACCGCACAAACAGAAAGGAGCAAAGGGUGGAUAGAUUUAGAUAAUCCGGAAGUUGAAACGAUGUUUCGGAAAUGUUGUUUGCUGUGCCCCAAAUCGGCGACGAUGGGACUGUUCCUGCUUGUUGUCCGACUAGCUUUCGUCAGGUCGGCUGACCCGGUCUACAGUCCGCAGACGAUUUCCGACGCCCAUGGGAACGCCGCUGGAAAUGAUUCCGUGAUUACUUGGGGAGCGCUCCCCGCUGGGGAGGCGUACUCCGCCGCCGCGGCCAAACGCAUCUCCGAGGGACUCAGUGUCUAUUAUGACAUGGUGCAUGGCUUUGUUAACGCCAUAUUCAUCAAGGGAUUCCCAGAUGAGAUUGUAGAGAAGCUGCUGACGCAAGAUCUGAAGUACAUCACUGACAACUACAGUACGUUCAUCACAUAUUUCAUUGGAUAUGCAAUAGCCGUGGCAGUCGGGCUGCUAUUUCUCCUGAUAUUUCCUAUCGUGGCCUUGUGCUUCUGCUGUUGUCGAUGCUGCGGUAAUUGUGGCGGGAAAAUGCGACAGGAACCGAAGGAUGCCGAAAACACGUGCAAGAAAACAACCUUCGUCAUGAUUGUCCUCAUCUGUUCUGCAUUUCUGGCUACUAGCGCGGCAUGUAUUUAUGUGAACAAUGAAAACAUGACAAAGACUUUGGCAGAAAUAAACGGUACCAUAAACGAUAAUGUGAAAGAUAUGAAGACAUUUGCCAAUAACACAAUUGCGGAAGCUGAACACGUGAUUGGAAUCAAUUUUAAUUUCACAAGAGAUGCACUCUUCCGCGAGAUGGAUAAUAUCGACUAUUUGGUUGGAAUUCCAAUUCGAGAAGAAAUCAAAUCGAAGACCAAUAUUUCGGAGGUUCUGAAUACGACCAACACGUUGGUAGCGUCCAUGAACUCCGCCGAUACAGCACUUUCGGCUGUUGAAUCAGCAAAGACCGCGCUCGAUACAUCCAUCACCGAUCUUAACACCGCUCUUAACAACUUCGAGUCUAACAUGAGGACCAUUGAAACCAACUGCAAUUGUCCUACACAAUUUCCACCUUAUGCCGUUUCCACGAACAUUAAUGGUUCACAGUUGCCAGACCUUACGAGCGCUAGAACGAGCAUGAAUAGUGCCAAGAAUGCUAAUUUGACACAAUCAAUAGCGGAGGCUGAGGCUGAGUUAGAUAAUAUUCCGCAGACAGUAAAGAAUGAAUCGAACUCGACAGUGGCAGACAUGAAAACGAGUAUCGGCGAUCUCAGUGAAGAACUAGACGACAUUCAAUCUCAAAUGGAGAACUUCCAGUUGAGCGGUCCAAAUGCUUCCAUUGACAUUGAUUCGUAUUUAAACCCUUUGGAUGAGUACAUCGAGCUGUUAACGAAAUACGACAAAUACAGGUGGUACGGUGGGAUAGGACUGGCAUCGGUUGUCGCUCUUGUGGUUGUCUUCUGUGUGUUAGGAAUAGUGUUUGGUUGCCUUGGAUCCGAUACUAAAACACCACCGUACGAGAGAGGAUGCAUGAGUCGAUGCGGUGGAUGCUUUCUGAUGACGGCGGCGGCGUUAAUCAUGAUAUUCUCGGCGUUGCUCAUGCUAUUAACGUUCCCGACGUUCAUGCUCGGGGCACCCAUACAGGAGGUUCUGUGUGAACCAUUGACCGACAUGGAUAAACUUGCAAAAUACGAAAAGAUGUACAGUGACUCUCAAGUAGGCGAGGGAAACUAUACCUUUGGAAAAAUGAUUCUUAACAACGCUACCAUCAACCUUACGCUUAAUGGUAUUCUCAGGAGCUGUAGAAACGGUGCCUCGGCAUUCAAUGCCUUUCAGCUGGGUAUGCUAAUCGACAUCGACGAUAAGCUAAACUAUUCGAAGACUGUCAACAUAACUGGCGAUAUAGACACUAUGGUCAUCGACAUGUCAACUGUACAAGUGUAUUCGACUGAUAUGAAGACCCAGCUUGCCGACUUGAAAGCUGCAGUUGGGGUCAAUUUCACACAAUUCUUUGAAGAGCUCGCAAAUAACCCAACAUCGGUCGACUUAGAUCAAAUGGCUACUAGCAUAGACACCGCAGCCGGGUCAAUACCAGAUCCUCAUGCAACAAAUCUGAGAGCGCAGGCAACUGAACUAAGACGAAUUAAAAGCCAGGAGUACGCAUAUCUUCAAGGGAAUGUGACAGCCCUUAAUAGCUCAGUCGCAAAUAUGGAAGCUGCUGUAUCGAAUAUGCCAACGCAGAUUGACAAGAUCGACACGGGUCUGAACUUCACACAAGAGUACAUAUCCAAGAACGUCAGUACGUUUGUAAAAAGUCAACUGCGAGUGUUUGCAGACAGAGUUGUUAACGUCAUUGAUUCCUUUGUCGAUUUCACAGACGACGCUGUGAAAAACAAACUAGGAAAAUGUGAACCAGUGUGGAACGUUUACAAUUCUCUCAUAGUGUACACAGUUUGCUAUAACUUCAUGGAUUGUUUUAACGGGUUCUGGUUUUCGCUCGGCUGGGCAGUGUUCUUCUUCCUCUUCGGCUUGAUAUUCUCCGUUAAGACGGCGAAGUACUUCCUGCGAAUGGACAAAUGUGAGGAGGACUUGACAGAGGAGGAUGAGGAGUUCGAUUAUGCUAACGGCCACACAGGGAAAGAACCCGUCGUCCAACCAUGGGAACACCAUACACCUGCUAAGGGGAAAUUCUGGCAAAAAAGAAAUAAAGUCCAGCACUAUGACAGUAAUUGUCCCGAUACUCAACAUUCAAGUAACAUCGUACCACGAUCGUUGCCUCCAUUACUGAUUUUGCCCCCAAUCGUUCAAACCAUUCGGAAGGGAGAUGGCUCACGUCAUCCAACUCCGGAUAUGUUAGAUUCGGACAUCAAUGUCAUUCUUGGUCAACCAAAAUCACCGCCGCCGAUUUUCCCAUUCGACGAUUCCAACUAUGAUCGAUAUGCAGGCCUGCCCAACAGCUUGAAGCCAUUGUUUGUACACCUACCUUCUGAACCAGGCAAUCCGCUUGCUCCACCGACGUACGCGGUCAAGACUGACCACACUGGCCACAUUACCAGCAAUUCUGCCAAUCAGAGGACCCAGUCGAUGGUCAACCUCCGCACUGAGCCAAAUAAUGAAAAUUUCAUAAGACGUUCACUCAUUGACGUUCGGAAUGCCCCUGUUACCAUGGACACAGUUACUCCCCCACCUGCUUACGAAGGUAGGAACACGCCCGAGGAACAAUCACCAUAUGCUGAGGAGAAAGAAGAUGACAAAGAGGGUGAUGAAGGUACAAAUGUGAUCAAUGAAAAUUAAGGAAAACGGAUUAUAGUUUAACAUACUUGCAUUAGACUUAGAACGCAUUAACGUUUCUUAAAAUGUGUAUGUGUAUUUUUUCUCAUAUUAAACAAGGAAAUUGUGUGAUACCAUAAUGUGCACUAGUUCUCAUUUUUAAUCCGUCCAUUUUUAUAUACGCGGAUUUAUGUUAUACGUAUAGUACUGUUUUAUUAGCUUAUAAUUGAUCAUUUGAAUAUUUGUACUUAUAUGCAAACUUAUCUGACUUCUGUACAGGCAUAAUACGUGUGUAUGUAUUUCAUUAUAAUUUUAUUUGUUGGCAUAAUGUCGUAUUUUUAUUAAAAAAUAACAAAAUUAGGUAAAAAAGUUUAAAUAUGAUGAACACUUCUCAAUAAAUAUAUUCCGUCAAUACUAAUACAUGAACGUUUAAAAUGAAUGCUUAAUAAAAAAAAUGUCUCACUAAUCCUUAAUAAGCAAUUUUUACGAACGUGAUUAGAAAGAUAUUGUCAUUAGCAAUUAUCACUUAUGCCAGUUAGUUUUUUUUACAGUUUAUAGAUAAAUAUCAGCGAAUUAAAACUGAUAAUUCACUGUUUCAAACGUUGAAAAUUAACAGUGAAAUAUAUCGAUAAUUUUUAGUGUUUUACUGUGAAAUAACGUCGUUUUCACGACGUUACGGCGUCAUUAUUUAAGCAAAAAUUAAAAAAUCAUUUAUUUACAUAAAAUACAAAAAUAAAAAUUUGUAUUUAGUGGAAUAUCGAAUUUAAUGCACUCUUGGUCAUGGAAAAAAUAUAUUUCUAUGAUCACUCUCUAUACCCUCUUUAUAUCCUGUACAAUAAAUGUUAAUUUUUUUGCGUAAAAUGUAUCAUGAACAUGUUUAAUAUUUCGAUGACUCCUUUUAUUGCCCAUACAUAAAUUUUCGGUUAUCAUCUUAUAUUUGUGUGUACAAGUUUGAGUUUGAUUUGUUUCCUGUUUCUAUAACGUUUCAUAUUUUAAUUAAACCAUUGCAGGUCCAAUGGCUGUAUGCUAUGUUCUUAAAUUAUGUGUUGCAUUUUGUAUUGAUUUAAUUAAGUUUGUUAUGAGUGUUUCAUGAAUAAAUG
Messenger RNA from Dreissena polymorpha, 4798 nucleotides. RefSeq names its product prominin-1-A-like. The transcript has 27 exons. The record is from RefSeq and is a predicted model, not a curated record. Bases 504 to 3722 code for a protein of 1072 amino acids. NCBI's taxonomy places the organism in Eukaryota, Metazoa, Mollusca, Bivalvia, Myida, Dreissenidae. Gene Ontology annotation, cellular component: membrane.